AUGGAGAAAACACUCAGUGAAUCAUCGCAGGCUCGGCUCAAACAGAAGGAAGCAGAGAAUGAGAAGGUCGUGCUGGAUGUCGAGAACAAUUAUUGUCGUUUGAAAGCUGCAUUGAUGAGCCGAUUAUCGAAACAACCUUCAACUCAGCCCAACCUGCAGCAACUAACGGCUCAAGGUACUUCAACUGGUCUGUCUCGUGUCAAGCUUCCGGAAAUCCGUCUACCAACCUUCGGAGGACAUCUCAAGGACUGGGUGACCUUUCGCGAUACUUUUCGGAGUUUGAUCCAUAAUAACCCACAGCUAACGGAAAUGGACAAAUUCACGUAUCUACGGUCAUCGCUCAGUGGAGAAGCUCUUCAGGAGAUCAAUUCCGUGGAAAUGUCAGACGUCAACUAUGUGGUUGCCUGGACGAUGCUGGAGAAGCGAUAUGAAAACAAGAAAUUGAUUGUUAAAGCUCAUCUUGAUGCCUUGUUUUCGAUUGAGCCCAUACGCAGAGAAGGAUACGAGUUGCUCAGUCGUCUAAUCAGCGAUUUUGAUAAACAUCUUCUCAUGUUGGAUAAAGUUGGAGAAGACACAAACAACUGGAGCACCAUUCUUGUCUACAUGGUGUGCUCUCGUUUAGAUUCCACCACGCUUCGAAAUUGGGAAACACACCAUAACUCAAAGGAAGUGCCCAAGUACAAGGACCUCAUGCAUUUCCUAAGAGAUCAGUGCUCCGUGUUGCAGUCUGUGGCUCCAGCUAAGGCUAUCGUCGUCCCUGAGAAGAAGGCAAAGUUCUCCGUCACCAACUCUGUUGUUCAACCAGCGUUCAAGUGCCCAUUUUGUGGAGAAGGAUUCCAUUCUGCUUUCCGAUGUCUGAAGUUCCUGAAACUGAAGGUUCCCGAGCGCAGCGAAGCAGUACGAAGAAGUCGGCUUUGCCUGAACUGCCUAUAUCCUGGACAUCAGGCGCGUGUAUGCAGUAGAGGAGCAUGCCACCAUUGCCAGCAGAAGCAUCAUUCCCUGCUGCACCCGGAACAGCAGCCACCAAGCGAACAUCGGAACAGAUCCUCCGUCCCACAAGGGCAACCUAGACCCUCAGCAGUCAAUCAGCAGCAACCACAGACACAGUUACCAAACCAGCACCAACCUGCACAAGCUCACACUACACAGCAACCCACACGCACACCUUCCGCAUCACACUCACAAUCCACCGCACAACCAUCCACCUCACAUCAAUCAAGCACCAAUCAGAACACUGUAGCCCUGCCGACAAACACACAGUUUUCUACGCAAGAUAUUCUAUUAUCAACUGCUCUUGUCUGCGUACAGGACAGUUACGGCAAUUCGCGACUAGCCCGCGCGUUGCUAGAUUCGUGUUCGCAGUUUUGCUUUAUGACAACACAGUUCUCUAGCAAACUGAACCUACAAAGUUCGGCUGAACAUAUGUCGGUUCAAGGCAUCGGUGGUUCUGUAACCGUAGCACGGAAGUCGGUGAAAGCGACAGUCCUCCCUCGAAUUUCGGAUUUGUCACCAUUCCACGAGGAGAUGACUUUCUACGUCUUACCCGAACUGACUGCACCCUUACCAGCACGGAAGAUUAACGUCGUCAACUGGAAUUUCCCGAGCAACAUCACAUUCGCCGAUCCGCAGUUCCACGAGCCAGGUCGUAUAGAUCUAAUCAUUGGAGCAGAACAUUAUCUGGAUCUGCUCACCGACGGUCGGGAGAAAAUUGUGGAUGGAGGCCCUACGCUGCAGAACACAGUUUUCGGAUGGAUAGUGUCUGGUCGAGCAAUCGAUCAUUCGUUAUCAGUGCAGCAAACGUCAGCAUAUUCCUGCACACUUGCGAACCUACAAGAACAGCUAUCAAAGUUUUGGGAACUGGAAACCUGCCACACCCAUUGCACUCAGUCUGUGGAAGAAACCGCAUGUGAAGCAUACUACGACCAAACAACCGUUCGCGAUGAAAGUGGUAGAUUCGUCGUCACUCUUCCCAAAAGAGAUUACAUCGUUGCUCAGCUCGGAGAAUCAGAAGGCAUUGCAACCAGAAGGUUUCUUGGCUUGGAGAGAAGAUUUCAACAGAAUCCAGAACUGAAGGUAGCGUAUGCAGAGUUCAUCCGGGAAUAUGAACAGCUUGGACACAUGGUGGAAGUUCCAGUUUCGGCAUCACAAGGCAACGAAGUCUCCCCUGUAUACUACCUUCCUCAUCAUGCAGUAUUCAAACUAGACAGCACCACAACCAAACUGCGCGUGGUGUUCGAUGCGUCUUGCAAAACCAGCAGUGGAGUUUCGCUCAAUGAUGCGCUAAUGGUCGGCCCCGUAAUCCAAGAAGACUUGAUCUCCAUCACUCUCCGGUUUCGGCUGUUUUGUGUGGCAAUUGUGGCGGACAUAGAAAAAAUGUAUCGCAUGAUACUUGUCCAGCAUGGCGACCGGUCUCUCCAGCGAAUUGUUUAUCGAAGCUCACCCGAUGAACCCCUGAGAACGUAUGAGCUGACUACCGUCACUUACGGCACAGCUGCAGCUCCGUAUCUGGCGACGAAGUGCCUUCAGCGACUAGCAGAUGAAGAAGCAUCCAAGUUUCCACGUGCUGCGAAGGUACUACGAGAAGAUUUUUAUGUCGACGACAUGUUGACCGGAGCGAACACCGUAGAGGAAGCGAAGCAGUUGGCGGAAGAAAUGGUGGAACUCACUGCAUCCGGAGGAUUCAACCUACGAAAAUGGAACUCCAAUAGCAAGGAGCUGCUGGCACAACUACCACAAGAACUGUUGGAUAGCCGAGCAUUGUUAGAGCUGGAUUCAUCGUCCUCUCCAGUGAAGACACUAGGCUUGCAAUGGGAGCCACAAUCAGACAGCCUCCGAUACGACUCACCACAGUGGAAUAACGAUGUUGUUCAAACGUAUAGUUCUCGCUGA
Messenger RNA from Aedes albopictus (Asian tiger mosquito), 2889 nucleotides. RefSeq lists its product as uncharacterized. Bases 1 to 2889 code for a protein of 962 amino acids. NCBI's taxonomy places the organism in Eukaryota, Metazoa, Arthropoda, Insecta, Diptera, Culicidae. Gene Ontology annotation, molecular function: zinc ion binding; nucleic acid binding. The record is from RefSeq and is a predicted model, not a curated record. The transcript has a single exon.